UGCCAUUAUUGAUGAGCAUCGAGUGGCUGAUGAAAAUUUGAGCAACAAACUCAGAAAUGCUUCCUCACUACGUAACUCUACUCUUCUUGUUAUGCACCUCAAUUUCAGCGCAUCAACAUGAACACGACCCUUCAAUCAUCUCAACUAUGGAACAAUUUUCAGGUUACUCAAUCCACGAACCCACUUCCCUCUCUUCACUAUCUAUCGACGCUCAGGGUCUGCAGAACCAGAUUGAUCAACUUUCAGGAUUUUCCGAUGCACCUGCUCCAGCAGUAACCAGGGUUUUGUACACUCACAAGGAUGUUUUAGCACGAAGGUAUGUUAAAAACCUCAUGGGAAUUGCUGGUCUAUCUGUGAGAGAGGAUGCUGUUGGUAACAUAUUCGGUCGUUGGGAUGGUAGUGAACCCGAGCUUGCGGCAGUUGCAACAGGUUCGCACAUCGAUGCUAUACCUUAUUCGGGAAAAUACGACGGAGUUGUUGGUGUUUUAGGUGCUAUUGAAGCCAUCAAUGUCCUGAAAAGGUCUGGCUUCAAACCUAAAAGAUCAUUGGAAGUCAUAUUAUUCACAUCAGAAGAACCUACACGCUUUGGAAUAAGUUGCUUAGGAAGCCGCUUAUUGUCUGGGAGUGAGAGUCUUGCAAAUACUCUAAAGACAAUAACCGAUAGUCAGAACAUAUCCUUCUUAGAUGCUGCAAGGUCUGCUGGAUACGCAAAAGAUGAAAAUGAUUUGUCGAGUGUGUUUUUAAAGAAAGGAACAUAUUCUGCUUUUGUAGAACUGCACAUAGAACAAGGGCCUAUUUUGGAGGAUGAAGGUACAUAUCGCUGGUCUAGCAAAAUCUUUGUGUUAGCCAAAACUUUAAAUGAUCAUAAUAUGUUAUUUUUUCUUGAUCCAGGCAUAUCUAUCGGCAUAGUCACUGCCAUUGCAGCUCCAGCAAGUCUAAGGGUUGAAUUUGAAGGCAAUGGUGGCCAUGCAGGCGCCGUCCUUAUGCCUAACAGAAAUGAUGCUGGUCUUGCAGCCGCUGAAUUAGCCCUGGCUGUUGAGAAACAUGUCUUGGAAUCUGGAUCCAUCGAUACUGUUGGCACUGUUGGUAUCCUGGAACUGCAUCCUGGAGCAAUCAAUAGUAUCCCUAGCAAAUCGCACAUAGAAAUUGACACUAGGGACAUCGAUGAGGAAAGAAGAAACCAAGUUAUUAACAAAAUCCAUGAGACUGCAAUUCGAAUAACCAAAACACGAGGAGUCAAGCUCUCCGAGUUUCAUAUCAUUAAUCAGGAUCCACCGGCCCCAUCUGACAAAGCAGUCAUCAAUGCAAUGCAAACUGCAACAAAAGAGCUAAACUUGACGAGCAAGUUAAUGAUUAGUCGAGCCUAUCACGACUCUUUGUUUAUGGCCAGGGUGUCUCCAAUGGGCAUGAUUUUCAUUCCAUGCUACAAAGGAUAUAGCCAUAAGCCUGAAGAAUUUUCUAGUAUUGAAGACAUGUCAAAUGGUGUAAAAGUGCUGGCUUUCACCUUAGCCAAAUUGUCUCUUCAGUAAUAUAACAUCUUAUGUAGUGGCUUAUGUUGACUCUCAUUGCAAGACAAUGACAUGUAAUUUAUUUCUGAUACAGCUUAGUAAUUAAAUAAAUUUCAAAUUUCAGAUACACCCUAACUAGAAAAGUGUUACUAUAUCCUUGUAGUUGGACCAUUCUGUGUAGAGGGAAAAGACAUCUUACCCUUUGUGAAUUAUCCACAUGUUGCAUUCAAAA
Molecule: messenger RNA, 1740 nt
Organism: Vicia villosa (hairy vetch)
Lineage: Eukaryota; Viridiplantae; Streptophyta; Magnoliopsida; Fabales; Fabaceae
Product: ureidoglycolate hydrolase
Exons: 11
Coding region: 57-1529 (490 amino acids)
Molecular function (GO): hydrolase activity, acting on carbon-nitrogen (but not peptide) bonds, in linear amidines
Source: RefSeq, a predicted model, not a curated record